AUGUCUGUGCUGAGAAUGAGGGCCGGCGCAUCUGAAUUGAAGCGUCAAGCUGAGGAUCGCUGCAAACAAGCGAUAACUCACGGGUCACGGCGGCUGAUGUUGAAGAAGCAGAGCAACGAAGCCGCAGACGAAGCGGCGAAGCGCGGUGGCGGGCUGGCGGCGGUCCUCCACGGAGUCGCCCAAACGCUUGCACGCGAAGAGCACGAUGAGCAUCACGCAGCAGGCCCAGACCUUGGAGUGGCUGCGGCUGAGCCCUUCUCUUUCAACCGUGGCAUCGGGCGGCGGCGGCGCCAGCUCGUGCUCGCCAAGGAAGCGGAACAGCAUCAGGGUCACAGGGUGGAGUGCACCGUAGCCGAGAGCCCGAGAGUCACGAAAGCGAGAUGGAGCCCAAGUCGCCUGCGGUUGCGCCGCGCCCUGUACAUGGCCACGGCGGAGGUCAUGACUCAUGGCCAGGACGACCUCCAGGCCACUGGCAUCGGCGGUGUCUCUCUGUUUCAUGUGGUGAUCGAGGAGAUGAGCUGA
This is a messenger RNA of Miscanthus lutarioriparius, 522 nucleotides long. NCBI's taxonomy places the organism in Eukaryota, Viridiplantae, Streptophyta, Magnoliopsida, Poales, Poaceae. The record is from the annotation of a GenBank genome assembly.